Molecule: messenger RNA, 2090 nt
Organism: Anguilla anguilla (European eel)
Lineage: Eukaryota; Metazoa; Chordata; Actinopteri; Anguilliformes; Anguillidae
Gene: slc16a8
Product: solute carrier family 16 member 8
Exons: 5
Coding region: 528-1985 (485 amino acids)
Biological process (GO): transmembrane transport; monocarboxylic acid transport
Cellular component (GO): membrane
Molecular function (GO): monocarboxylic acid transmembrane transporter activity
Source: RefSeq, a predicted model, not a curated record
GAAAUUCUGUUGUGUGUGGAAACGCUGGUUCAAUCCUAACGUUAAAGAACACCAUGGUUAGGCUAUGGGGACAUAUGAUACAUCUUCAGCUGUCAUUCGUGAAAUGAAGAAAUGUAGGUUUGCUAAAAUGUUAGAUCGCAUUUGACUGCGCUUAUUAAAUAAAGAAUAGACUGAGUGCCUAUAAGGACUUUAUUUCAAGCAAAGGUAUGCGGCUGGGAGCUAUAGCGCUGAAAACACUGACAUGGGUUUUAAAGUUGGCGCUCUUGCCCGAUAUCACUGGAUUUCAAUGUGCUGUAUCUGCAACCUCAGUGAGAUAUAAACUACCAGGACACGUUCUACGUGCGUGUCAAAACAAAAUUACGCAGUUGUUUAUUACCAACAUGGAAUGAACACUCGUAUCUCAGUUACAAGGGAAGAUGUCCAGCUGUUGAGAACUUUCAACUACUGCUCAUUUGUGCAGAUAAAGGAAGAGAUUCGGACCGAGUAGGAAUCAAGAUUCACAGACCUGAACAGAAGUCUGAGUUGAGAUGGGAGCUGGCGCAGGGGACCAGUCAGGGGCGCACCCACCUGACGGAGGCUGGGGGUGGGUUGUGCUGCUGAGCUGUUUCGUGGUCACCGGGUUUUCUUACGCCUUCCCCAAAGCAAUCAGCGUUUACUCCAAGGAGCUGAUGCGAGACUUUGGGGUUGGCAACAGCGACACUGCCCGGAUCUCGUCCAUCAUGCUGGCAAUGAUCUACGGCUCAGGUCCCGUGUCCAGCAUCAUGGUGAAUAAAUUUGGGUGUCGGCCAGUGAUGCUGAUCGGGGGCGUACUGGCAGCAGGUGGCAUGGUAGCAGCUUCCUUCACCACCAAUAUUAUACAAUUUUACGUCACUGCCAGUGUUAUCACAGGUCUGGGCCUAGCCUUGAACUUCCAGCCCUCCCUCAUCAUGAUUGGGCACUACUUUGAUCGACGGCGCCCGCUGGCCAAUGGCCUGGCAGCGGCGGGAAGCCCGGUCUUCCUGUCGGUCCUUUCCCCUCUGGGACAGGUGCUCGUGGACCAUUAUGGAUGGAGGGGAGCGUUUCUCAUAAUAGGGGGACUUCUGCUGAACUGCUGCACCUGUGGGGCCGUCAUGAGGCCCCUGGAAAGGAGGCGGAGGGGAGACCAGGGGGCGGGAGGAGAGCCCAACACCCAGCAGUCGAGGGAAACACAACCUUCCAAACUGAGCGACAGGCAGACCAAGAAGCAAAGGGAGCAGCCCCAGAAGAAAAAGCUGCUGGAUUUCAGCGUCCUGCGCGACAAGGGGCUUGUGAUCUACAUCGUCGCCAAGUUCAUUGUGGUUUUGGGCCUGUUCGUUCCCACCAUCCUGCUGGUCAACUACGCCAAGGACUUGGGAGUGCCGGACCGCGACGCCGCCUUCCUGCUCUCCAUCAUCGGCUUCGUCGACAUCUUCGCCCGGCCCACGUGCGGCAUCGUGGCGGGGCUGCGGUGGGUGCGGCCCAGGAAUGCCUUCCUCUUCAGCCUGGCUCUGGUGUUCAACGGGCUGACGAACGUGUGCUCGGCGUGGUGCACGGACUACCGGGGCCUGGUGGUCUACUGCGUGUUCUUCGGGCUCUCCUACGGCAUUGUGGGCGCCCUGCAGUUUGAGGUGCUGAUGGGCAUCGUCGGGCCAGACAGCUUCUCCAGUGCCUUGGGCCUGGUGCUGCUCAUCGAGUCCGUGGCAGUGCUCAUCGGAGCCCCCUUAGCCGGUCGCUUAGUAGAUGCAUACAAGAAUUAUGAGCUAGUUUUCUACUUGGUUGGAGGACAGUUAAUUGCUGCAGGCGUUUUCCUGUCUGUAGCAUCUUACUGCUGUCUUUGGCGGACCAAAGCAAAGGACACAGCGACUGUAGGAGACAAAGACGCUGAGGCAGACCCACCACUGACCGAUGGCAACUGCAACAUCGACUGGGCCAAACAUGAGGAAAACCACUGCCACGCUGUGACAUGGAAGGAGGGGGGGAUGGAGUAGAAUGAGAAGGAAAGUGGGGAGAAAGUGCUGAGAGAGAACUUGGGGUUCAUUGUUUAUUUUACACAAACACGCACACUCAACACUCACAAAUGCUCACAUGCACGC